AUGUGGUCUUGUGUUCACCACUCUUCCAUUAUCGGAAGAGAGCUGGUCACACGACCACUCGCUGAUUCCUCCGAUGUCGUCGUGUCGUGUGCAAAACUGGCUCAGGCAUUCGCCAAUUGCCGGCGCGGCGCGGGGUCUGGCAGAAGCCCAUGGCGAUUGCUGGCAAGAGUGGCGCAACUGGCGAAUGAUAAUGUGCUCAGAGUCUGGACUAUGCCUGACCCUUCCGAGUUGCGCCAGCAAUCGCCAUUCGCUGUCGCUGCGCCAAGUGGUGCGCGCCAAUCGCCGCGGCUGGCGCGGUUGGGCGCAGUUUUGCCUUUCCAACAACUCUACCGUGCCGCCCAUCCGCUAACCAACCCCCGACCACACAGCUGGCGCGUCACCGAAAUCAGCCAGAUCCUCCUCGUCCUCCUCGACGCGCGCUGCCCGCUCCUCCACUACCCGCCCGCGCUCGCCGCGCACCUCGCGACCGCGCCCAUCCGCACGAUCCUCGUCCUCACCAAGGUCGACAUCGCCGGCCCCGCGCGCGCCGACGCGUGGGCGCGCUUCCUCCACGCGCGCUUCCCCGGUGUGCGCGUCGUGCAGGCCGAGGCCUACGCGCACGGCGAGCCGGAGGACGCGGAGGCGGGCAAGGGCAAGGGCACGUCCGCGCCGCGCCUCCCACGCGCGUUCCGCGAGACCCUUGUGAGCGCGCUGCGCGACGCGCACGCCGAGCUGCUGCAGCCCCGGGGGGACGUCCAGGACGACCCGGAGAGGGAGUGGGAGUGGAACCCGCGCGUGCGCCGCGAAGUGGACUGGGAGCAGGUGCUCCACGUAACGGAUGCGCAGGCGGGUAGUGUCGUGAGCGGCGCUGCGGCUCCUCGCUCGCACCGGGAUGCCCCCGACGAAGAGGCGGGGACGGAAGGCAAGCGCGAGGAGAAUGACGAGGACCCUGAGUUCCUCACGAUCGGGCUCAUCGGCCAGCCUAACGUCGGAAAAUCAUCUCUACUGAAUGCGCUGUUCGGCACGCACAAGGUGAAGGCAUCAAAGACCCCGGGAAAGACAAAACACUUCCAAACGCUGUUCUGGACACCCGAGGUGCGCCUCGUCGACUGCCCCGGGCUCGUCAUGCCCAACUUUGUGCCCAGGUGCGUCCCUCGAUGACGGCCGGUGAGACCGCACGCGCCGCCGCUCAGAGCUGUUGCGUGUCCGUGCCCUGGUUGCGACGCAUUGAUCGUGAUUGUGCGUCUCCUCGCGCGGCCCGCGUAAUAUUGAUAUACCCCUCGGCCGAUCGCUUGGUUGUCGAGACUGAUGCUUGCCACGGUCUCGUGAGUGUGCGAGAAGAGACCGUGUAGAAUUGAGGAGAUAGGACAAGGCAAGGGGAAUAGAGAGUGGUGGGGAAUAGAGAGCAGCGGGGAGUAGAGAGCGGUGGGGAAUAGAGAGCGGUGGGGAGUGCAGAGUGGCAGGGAGUAGAUGACAGUGCGGUAGUCGAGUCGUACAAGGUAGGGCAACAAAUAUAUUUCAAGGCUUAUUGCUACCC
Molecule: messenger RNA, 1516 nt
Organism: Postia placenta MAD-698-R-SB12
Lineage: Eukaryota; Fungi; Basidiomycota; Agaricomycetes; Polyporales; Adustoporiaceae
Exons: 4
Coding region: 1-1140 (379 amino acids)
Molecular function (GO): GTP binding; GTPase activity
Source: RefSeq, a predicted model, not a curated record